Trichobilharzia szidati is the source of this 949-nucleotide messenger RNA. Lineage: Eukaryota; Metazoa; Platyhelminthes; Trematoda; Strigeidida; Schistosomatidae. The record is from the annotation of a GenBank genome assembly.
GUUGACUCGAGUGUUCGUCAAUUGAGUCUGCCGUUACUGACUCCCUCACCAUGUGUUUGGAUGUCACAGAGACCCCACAUCAAUUCGACGCCUUCUACGGUCUCCACUGACACGAAUCCUUCAAACACGAUGGGUCUGAGAAUCUUGAACGCCUACUCAAUAGCUCUUAUCCCCCAGAAUUUGUGUGUUCCAUACGACUCAGUGGAGAAGACUGUGAAUCGUACGAAUAGGAGCGACGAGUUGAGUAAUGGAGUUCGAGCACACAGUGGAGUGAAUGAAUCUGUGAGUGUUUCGAAUGGUGUUGGUGAGGUGAAGGGUUGUCGUGUUGGCGAUGUGGGAGUUGAUGAAGGGUGUGUUGGAGGAGUUGGUUCUGGCGUGAGUGAGACUAUUGAUUUGUCGUUGUCAAGUGAUGACGAGAGUUGUGAGGAGAUGGAUGUGAAUGGAGUUGGUGAUGAUGGAGUGGGGAAUGUUGAUUCAAGUGACCGGGAUUAUAGAUGUGAUGUGGAUGAGAGAAGAAGACGUGAGUCGUUACUGUUUGAGAAGAAGAUGCGAUGUCUGGAUUUGGAGAUUGAAGCUGCGGAAAUGAGGGUUGAAAGUAUGAGAAUGAUGAAAGAAUAUUGGUGUAGGAGGUUGAAUUCAUUGUCGCAAUCUUGAAGACAGAAUGAGGAAGGAAGUACGCGUAAAUCAGAUAUCCCUAGUUUUUAUUAAUUUCGAUAUUUAUAAUAAAUAUUUAUAUGUAUGUAUUCACUAAUGAUGUCUUUUUGAAUGAGUUACUGUAGCGUGUAAUUUGAAAAUAGUUUUGGUGAGUAAUGUGGCAUGUAUUGUGAAAGAGAGCAUGUGUAGCCAGCCAGCCAGCGAGCGACUUAGUUGGCUGGCGUCCUCCGGUGUAGAAGGUGUUCUGGGAAAUGUGAGUUUGAUUUUGUCUACUUAUGAUGAUGGGAGCCAGCCC